This is a messenger RNA of Durusdinium trenchii, 297 nucleotides long. The record is from the annotation of a GenBank genome assembly. NCBI's taxonomy places the organism in Eukaryota, Dinophyceae, Suessiales, Symbiodiniaceae.
AUGGCCGACGGUCAACGAGGCGAGCUGGAUCCUCAUCACCGCUGUGUCGAUGCAACUAGCCCAGCUGGCCCUUACAUAUGUGCUUCGAAGCCCAGUGGUCAGCGCCACAAAGUACUUCUUCUUGAACGUGGUCCUCAACUUAGCCUUCGGAGUUCUGCUGGGCGAUCCCUGGCCCUCGGCGCAAGAGACCCUGGGUGCACUGGUGAUCCUGCUCAGCAUUGCUGUGAGUGCCAGGGAGGACGCCAAAGGCAAAUCCUGAAACAAAGGACCGAGACUCAAGAUUGCGCAGGGUGGUGA